AUGGGCCGAAAUCGAGUUAUGUCGUUCAUGUCCCAGUUUAGGGACAGAGACUCUAAUAGCCCUACUCGACCACCUCCAUCUACAGGCCGAGCACGAAGUCGAACCGAAUCCUACACACAGCAAGGGUCCCAAGAUACAGGAAAGUCGUCCUCGGGAAGAGAGCCAUUUCCAACUUCGAGCUUCCAAAUAUCCUCUCACCAGGAAUCGCCUUUGAGCGAAGUUCGCGCAUCUCCUCAGCCGACUCGAACAAGGGAACGAGCAUCUUCUAGACCAACGUCUAUGGCACAAACCUUUCAGCCUCCACUGAUGGAUGUGAACCAAGAUACCUUGCCGGAACUACAACCAAUUUUCACAUUCUUGAAUAGUCACAGCAACAAAUUGUACCAGGAAGGGUAUUUCUUGAAAUUGGAUGAUCAAAACAUCCACGGCAAGGCCAAUGCCGACCGAACCUGGACAGAGUGUUUUGCACAGCUUGUGGGAACUAUCCUUUCAUUGUGGGAUGCAGCAGAGUUAGAUGCUGCUGGGCAAGACGGAGAGGUCCUCCCAAAGUUUAUCAAUCUCACAGAUGCCUCGAUCAAAAUGAUCGAAUCCCUUCCCACAAGGUCACCCACAGAAGCACCUUUGCAGAAUGUCCUCAGCAUAUCCACAGCUGGUAAGAAUAGAUACCUAUUGCACUUCAAUUCACAUCACUCGUUGGUUCAAUGGACCGCCGGUAUCCGUCUCUGUAUGUUUGAGCAUGCGUCAUUACAAGAAGCCUACACAGGUGCGCUCAUUGCUGGUAAGGGUAAAUUAUUAAACAAUAUCAGACCCAUCAUGGAGCGCUCAAGGAUCCAAACUGCAGACUGGGCCCGAGUGAGAUUUGGCGCUGGAACGCCUUGGAGACGAUGUUGGUGCGUAAUCACUCCACCCGAUGAAAAGGAAGUCCAGCGACUACAAAAGCAAUCGCAAAAGAAGAGGUCGGCAUAUGAUCGCUCCCGACCCCCUAUAUUGAAAGGCGACAUCAAAUUUUAUGAUUCCAAGAGGACGAAAAAAAUUCGACCAAUCGCUACGAUCAACGAUGCAUAUUCGGCGUUUGCCAUAUAUCCUCAAUCCAAACCACUCAUAGAUGCUUCCACUUUAGUCAAGGUUGAAGGAUCUAUUACGAUUCACUCAAACCCCCCUUUGACAUCUGAAGGAUUCGUAUUUGUCAUGCCCGAGGUACAUCCGGCUGUAAGUGGCUUUGAAAUGAUGCUCCGUUGGCUUUUCCCGGUCUACGAUACGUUUGGUCUGUAUGGACGUCCUGGUCGUUUGAUUGCAGAGACAAAUGACACCAGAAGUUUGAUGUUUGCAAUGCCAGAACACCGAAGAUAUGGAUAUUUAGAAACCCUCGAUGUUUCAAGUCUAAUAUCGGAGCAAGGUAGCGCUAACUGGCUAGAAUCUGAAUGGAGAGGAAGAAUGAAAGAUUUGACAGCGAAGCGAAUGGUGACUCUCAGAAACAACAGCCAAAGAAAUAGCCAGUACGGCAGUAGAAGAAGUCGCAAUAGUGUAGGAAAUCCUCGGACUCGCCUUCAGUUUGACGAUGCAGCAUCGGUCAGAUCAUCACCAUCGAUACAGUUUGGUGCCCGUCCGGCGGGAGAUGUUGGCUAUAGCGGUCUCCCUAGAACUGAUUCGGCACCUGUUGCAUUUCAACAGCCAAAGACCUCAGGAGCGUCUCAUCAAAGGUCAAUAUCUGAAUCUCAACCACCCAGCCGUGAUCAGAAUCAAAAUCCUUCUGUCUUUGAUGGAGCUUUUGAACCUGCUCCUAUCCCACUGCACACUGGCUCAGGUUUGAAAUGCGUACGAGAUGCUACACCUUCCCCCGACCGCCUCAGUUCAGAAGAUGAGCAAGCAGCCAGUGCAACUCCAGUUCGCGAACUACAAGAAUUGCAAACGGUUACGGUUCCAGAACCUGUAGCUGCACCCCCAGCUUUCAAACACGCGCCGGGCGCUAAACCCCCCAGCAAACCCCUGCAAUCAACAGAUCUUCGAAAAGCGAAUAAUCGCAUGUCUACCGCAACAUUAUCUCAGUUAACUGGUGCUGCCGGUGCUGCAGCCACUUACCAAAGUCAAGACCGAAGAGGAUUGAAUGCUCAAACGCAUGAUAGAAUAGAGGAGGAUGAAGAUCAAGGUAGAGGGGUACUGUCAGACGUCACCAGAUAUCACCAUAUGCCUGCUAACCAUGACAUCAUUAAUGAAGGCAUCGUAGCAACCUACGAACCUCGUAACGAACAAGAGUCCACUCUUCCCUCGAACCGCGAUCAAAUCCCGUAUCAAAACCAACACUAUCAAUCUAAUAAUACAAAUUUUAAUUCAAGAUCACAACCAAAUCUCUCAAACGAUAUGCUCCCACCAAAGAACCCCUCUAGCCAACCAUCUCGUCUACAGACCAGCCAAAGCAUCUCAAGAAAGCCUCUUCCUACACAAGAAGAGAACCAAUCAAGCCCUAAUUCGUCGCAUCCACCUUCUAGCUCUGGGAGCUUGACUCAACAUAUUCUCGAUUCAGGUGCUUUCGAUUUGAUAUUGCCUAAAGCAGACGACUUUAAGCUUCCCCAGAUGAAUAGACACAAUAGUGAUUUAAGUAGUGCAUAUGACGACGCUGCAUCAACUGGUACCCCGGAUUAUGCCAGUACCAAAAAGUCUGUGCGAUCUGUACGCACGCAAGAGUCUGUCGAAAAGCCUCGAGCAGGGAAGAAGAAGAUCAUCGGCAAUAUCGAAGUUGGGCAGCCACUUUAUGGUGACGAAAACACAUUGUCAAAAGGAGUUGAUAUUGAUUUUGGUCCUACCUUUGAUCUCAAUCGAGCACCCGGUCAAGAAUCUCCAAGUCCUCCUCCUAAACAGAAUAAUUUUAAUCAUUCAAGUCCUGAAAAGCGUCCAAGUCAUGAAAGAUCUCCUAGCGGCAAUGCACUAGCUUGGCAACCUGGAAUGAGUGCAACCGCUGCUAACAAUACCUUUGGCCACAAACAAGGUUUGACGGCGGAAGAGUAUGUUCAGCAGCGUUCCAUGGUUGCUGCUGCCACACCGCAAUAUAUCCACCAACGUCAGCCUUCAGGCAACAUUCUACGUGCCACUUCUCCUACGCCUGCACGCGCCACGCCUUCCCCUACACCUGGACGAUAUACCCCUUCCCCUACGCCAGGUCAAACUUCUAAGCGUUCCAGUGCACUGAUAGGUCAGCAUUCACGCCAUAGCUCAGCAGAUUUAUUAAAUCUCAAUGAAGGACAUGGUCAAAAUCGUCACUCACGCCAUAGCUCAGCAGACUUGUUAAAUUUCAAUGAAGGAUAUGGUCAAAACCGUAACUCACGUCGUAACUCAACAGAUCUAUUAAAUUCUGCUGAGGUGUAUGGUCAACAGCAACAUGCACGUCACAGCUCAGCUGAUCUUUUACGUCCAAGCUCGAGAGGUGCAAACAGAGUUUUAGGGGCCUCUGGAAAUGGCACCCUUACAACAAAUCUCUCUGCUCGAGAGCAAGCUUUUGUUGCUAAAAUGACUGGUGGACCCCUCAUUGCCAUGGCUAAGAAUACUAACAAAGAUAACGUUGUUUCUGCUGGUCUCGUUGGAGCUAUUGGUUCGCGUGAGAAGGAAAAGCAACAUGUCAAGCAAGGACUCAAAUCUCAGUCGGUACAGCAUGCAAUUGCACUUCGUCAACAACAAUUGGCUCAGCAACAGCAACAGCAGCAGCAGCAGCAAGCUGAACAACGUCGCCUUGAUCAACAAUUAGCUGAACAAACUCGUCUUUUGCAACAAACUGAGCAGAACCGUCGCCAGUCCCAGUAUGCUAACACCAACUAUUCACCAUCACAGUUUGCAGUACCUAGUAAGAGAGGUUCAUGGAUGGGGCCAAACUUCCCUCAGGCAGCGGCAUGGACAACACCAGCGCAAUUACCAGGGCAAUAUCAAACAACUUUGGCACACUCACCUGGACAAUAUCAACCAACAUUGGCUCACUCGCCUGGACAAUAUCAAACAACUAUGGCUCACUCUCCUGGACAAUACCAACCAACCUUAUCAUACUCUCCUGGGUAUCAAGCUUCCCCUCAUCAAUAUUCUCAACAACAGCAAUAUUUCCCUCAAUAUCCGCCAGCGCAAGGAGGACAGAGGAACUCUGGAUACUAUGGAUAA
Botrytis deweyae is the source of this 4137-nucleotide messenger RNA. RefSeq lists its product as uncharacterized. The transcript has 4 exons. The coding region runs from base 1 to 4137 and encodes 1378 amino acids. The record is from RefSeq and is a predicted model, not a curated record. NCBI's taxonomy places the organism in Eukaryota, Fungi, Ascomycota, Leotiomycetes, Helotiales, Sclerotiniaceae.